CAAUUUUUUGAUCACAUUAGUUUUGAGUAUCCUUUCAAAAUUGAUCCCCAUAUUGCACACAAGCUUGAGAAUUUGGAUAUUUCUUAAUAGAUUUUGGUGGUUGUCGACAAAUUUGCAGUCAUAUUUAGUGACCCAUGAGUUACGAUGUAUGUAUCCGACGAACAGCGCCUUUAUCGAAAGGCACGAAGAAAGUUUUCAUUGAAGACCUACGGUCUAUUCGCUCUCUGGCUAAUCUUGGCCUUGAUUCAAUGGCUGGUAAUAGCCAUAAUAGAAGAUGCUAGAUCAACUUUCCGGUCGUUGUACUACAUCUGCUUUGUGACCUUUCUCCUGGCCAUCUUGGUAUUCAUUAUCUUCAUAUUUGUUGAGAAGGUGCGUUUCAAGAAAGGUCUUAACUUCAUCAUGUCACUGAUUAUUGUGGAGCUUCAGAUUAUUUCCACCUUUGCUUUAGUCGCUAUAAGUUGGUGGGCCGAUGUAUUGACCUUUUUUGCAGUAGUCUUAAUAUUAAUGAUUAUAUUUCUGGUGAUAGGCAUAUUUCUACCAAGAAAAAUGGAUCUGACCCUGGACAUUGCAGUUCUAUUUAUAAUAGCAUUUAUUUUCCUGAUUAUUGCCACUUUUGUCCUUUUAUUCGAGCUACUCAUAUGGAGUACCAUUCCCUAUGCCUUUUUAGUGGUGGAACUGGCAGUGACCUUUACAAUUCUCUUUUUCGUUAUGUACCAUGGACAAACUAUUAAUGGAAAUCGAUUUGCUGAAAUGCGUCUGAGCGACUUCUUCCUGGGUUCUCUGAUACUGUUCCAUGACUUUCUCAUCAUCUACUGGCUGACCUUCUAUUGGCAGGUCCAUUACAGGCCCAUUACACCAGAUUCCUGGGCAAGGACAUCAACUCCGUAUCCUGGUUCUUACUACUCAAAUACUACAGAAAAUCGAGACAAAAUUAUAGACACCAAUUUAGGAUGGAUGGACUACAAUAAUCAGCGAUCAGGAAAAGGGUUCACCAGAGGCUAUGAUGUCCCUUACUAUGAUAAUGAUAAUAAUCAAGAUAGAUAUCCAAGCUUUCAGGAAGAAGAAAGAAAGCGAAAGGGAUAUGGAAAUCGGAAUCGUGAUAGGGAAGAUCCCAUGGAUAGACGUAGACCUAAGGAUUGGUCAGUUUACAAGCCAAGGCCAGGGCACGGAUUUAGGAAUCAAGAAAGAUCUCAAACUAGAAGUCCAGGUCGAAAUGAUAUAUACCACAGACAUCGUAAUCCUAACGAAUGGGAUCCUGAAUAUAUAACCCAAGGUAUCGACAAGGAUGUGCCCUUUGAUGAACGCUUUGAUGCGAUUUCCAGAGAUAAUAAACCUAGAAAAAAGAAUGUGUCCUUUGAUAAACAUUCAGGAGAUUCCUCUAGAGAGUCAAAAGAUGAAGUAGAACCAACACACAAGGAUAGGAAUGUGCCUUAUGACUAUGGUUUUGAUGAAAUUUCAAGAGGUCGUCCUAGAGAUUCCCUUGAAGAAGUCUAUCAACCAACGAAAGUUGAUAUUGAACCAAGUUUGAUGUAUGGUAAUGCCGAAGGAAAAUCGGCAGAUGGCCGUGGUAAGCCAUCUAUCGAUUUUCCUUUGACAAACCAUCAGCCAAGUAAUCGUCCUACAACGGACUCUUCAAAUAUAUACAUAAUUCCCAAGGCGCAUCCUACUCGCAAUUAUCAAUAUCAGCAAGGUUAUGAGAACCCUGAUUCCGAUACAGAAAACUAUAAUCAAAAUGAAAACCUUGAAAUAGCCUUUCCACCUGAAGAAGUAAUCCAUGAAGAUUCUUCACAAAAUCAAGAAUCAAACUUACUACGAGACGAGAUGAAAGCCUCAACAGAAGGAGAUUUCGUUUUUAGUUCAGAAAACGCACCAGAAUGGGAAGAACUUAGCCAAGAUGAGUUACGUAAACUAUCAAGCCAGCAGAUUCUAAAAUACAAAGAGAAGAGACUUCGACCCAAGCAGGAUCCUAGAGUUGAGCCAUUAGUUACCAGAGAUCCAUAUCCAAUAAACCUAUCAGACUAUGAGAAACUUGUAAUGAAUGUUAGUACGAGCGGCGUAUAAGCCAUAAGCUCUUAAAGCCGUAAACAAUAUAUGAAUUAUUUUCCCCUAUAAAUUUAAUCCGAUUUGCCGAUUGUCAUCAGAGCCAUUAGGCAUUUAAUUGCACUCAUUAAAGAGGGCAACACAUCUUAUUCAACCGCAUGGCCGACAGGUGACAAACAAAUUAAUGUCUCCGAGAUUUAUGGGCCGCCCACAAAAUGAGGCAAACACACAGAAACAAAGAGUCAACCCAAAAAGUCAAGCCAAAAACAACCUGUUCAAUGAACUCUGCAGAAGAGUAAAAAAAAAUCAGGAGAGAAAAAAAGAAAACCGUUUAACAAAUUACGGCCAACACACGUGCAGUCACCAUAAAAACGUACUCCGUACUCCGGUGCCCAGAUACGCAGAUAUCCAGGUGGGAGUACCGUACAGUAGUAACUCAUCGUGUACAUAUAUAACACAUUUACUCGCAUGUAUGAAUGCCGACCGCAUAUCGCUUAUCUGCUGCCCAGCCACUCCGCCUACCUUUGCUUCUGAUGGAGCUUCUAUAUGCUCUCUAACCUUUUUCGGGGUCAUGGUGGGUUUUGGAGGGUAUUCUGACGUCUGUUUAGUCGUAUUUUCUUCUUUUUUGGAAAGUAAUUAACUAACUAAUCACAUUACCAUUUCAUCUAUCAAGGCUCCUUAAUUUUUAGCCAAUCUAGAACUGAAGUUGUUUAACAUUUCUGUCACUUUUCCUUGUUAAUUUUGAAAUCAUACUCCACUUCACUAAUUUCUUUCACAAGAGCAUAUAGUAUUCUCCAUUUCUCCUCCAAACUUUUUCGCCUUUUGUCUUCGACUGGGCUGUUUUUUUUUUUGCAUUUUGGCAAAUCAUGGCAAGAACGCAAAGCACGACCACGACACACACAGAGAGAUCCAUGGCCAAAAGUUCUGUAGAUGUGGAUGUAGCUGCUGGUGUUGAUGUCAGUGCCAGUGCUCAGUCCCCAGACCCCAAAUCCUCUCUCCUCCAUAUAACCAUUCCCGUUGGCAUACCCCAUUCCCCAUUUCCCAUGCCCCAUUCCCUGCCGCUGCCCAGUUUUGAGCCACAGUCACUCAUGACUGCGACCUGAACCAGAUACACGAUGCACGAUAAUAUAAUUUAUGGCCCUGUUUGGUGUUUGCAGCUCCUCGCUCACUUCUACGCUGCGUUAUGGAAUGUUUGAUGUGCCAUGCCACUCCAUGCCUUCUACUUCCAGCUCCAACUUCAUGUCCAUGCCUCGGUUCUCCGCCUCUGCCUGUGCCUCCGACUCAUCAACAAAUCGUACAUUUGAAUACAAAUUGCAGCAUUAAAGACGCAGAAGCUUCAACAAAAGUGUCAAAUUUGACAUGAAAUUAUUUAUGCUCGCACGAAACUUUAACUCGUGUUUUUACUGCCACUUUGCUGGCUGUUAGACUUUCAGGGCGUUUGCUGUGCUCCCAAUUAGGUUCAUCGCCUCAGGAGCUGAAAUCCCAGAAUUGCAAAUAAAAAUCUAGAAACUCUUUUUUUUAGUUUGGUAAUAUCAUUUUUUAUAUAUAUUUUUGCAUAUUUAAUUUCUUUCUUUUCUUUUCUUUCCAUAGUAGACAAUGUUAUUUUUUUCGGUUUUCUGUGAGCUUUAGCUUUAGGUUUUAAUCUAGUUAAUGUUUCUAUUUAAUCGUAGUAACUGCAACAUUAAGAAACUGUUUGUGUUUUGUUAGUUAGUGAUGUCUUUGCUAAGGUGGUUUUUUUUAUUUUGAAAAUUGAAGCGGAAUUAUUGUGGGAAACUGCUGCGCGGUGGAGAAUGUAAUCAGAAUUUAUGGAAAAAAGAAGCGAGAUUUUGAGAAAGAUUUUUUGGGCAAAACUUUAAUACUUAAGGGUAUACUCAAGCCCCUUGCAUUGGAUCUAUCUCAUGUGCUUGUUUAAUCAGCUUAUUUUCAUCUUUAAACUCUUUAGACUUAAGCCUUUACAUGGCCAAAU
Messenger RNA from Drosophila eugracilis, 4006 nucleotides. RefSeq lists its product as uncharacterized. The transcript has 6 exons. Lineage: Eukaryota; Metazoa; Arthropoda; Insecta; Diptera; Drosophilidae. The record is from RefSeq and is a predicted model, not a curated record. Bases 145 to 2061 code for a protein of 638 amino acids.